Molecule: messenger RNA, 959 nt
Organism: Achroia grisella
Lineage: Eukaryota; Metazoa; Arthropoda; Insecta; Lepidoptera; Pyralidae
Exons: 3
Coding region: 201-596 (131 amino acids)
Source: RefSeq, a predicted model, not a curated record
CAGAUAAUACACUAUAUUUGUUUUGUUAUCAACCAUCAAUAAACUAAUAGAUAAAAGGGAAUGUUCAAUUCUAAGAUUUUAAAUAUUUAAAACAACAUUUAUAUGUAACUAAAUUAUGAGAUUGUUUUUUUAAUUUUCUGUUAAACAUUUGUAUGUAUAAGAAUAUUGCAUGUUAAUUACUUUCGAUAAAUUUUGUUAAAAUGAUUUCACGUACAUUGUCGAGAUCGAGAGUUGUUAUUUUUGUUUUGUUUAUAAUUUUCUCUGUAACUGUAACUGUAGUUUAUUUUUACAUUAAAUAUUUACAAGAGGAAAACAGCGUGGAGUGGUCAGAACAAAGAUGUUUUUCUGAGUUGAGAUCUGUAAAAUAUCAGCUAAAUGUAGUUACGGAGUACAAAAACCGUAUAGAUAAAUUACUUACAGAAACACAAAAAGCUCAGGAAACUGAGAAGGAGAAAUUUAAAGAGAUAAUGGAGAGCUGUGUCGCUAUGAAGCAACAAACAGCUAUAUGUCAGAAUCAAUUUGAAGAUCUCCAAAGUGAGUGCAAGACGGUGAGGGAUGACUACAACAAACUGCUGAAGGAGCAGAAGAGAAACUAAAGACUGAUUAUAAUCACACAAUUCUGUAUUUGUUAUAACACUUUCACAAGUAGAUUUCAUAAAUUAAUAUUUAUAUUAUUACUGAUCAAAGGCUGACAUUUACAUAGAGAUAUGAAGCUUAUGUUAAUAUGUCACAGCUCAAUAGGUAAAUACUAAACAAUAGUACAGAUUUUGUAUAUAUCUAUUACAAUACCUAUUUAUAUAAUAAGCUAUUUACUAAUAAUAUUUAUAACAAAUACUUUUUAUAUAUAUACUUAUACAAAUAGUGCUUGUUUGCUACGUUUACAUUCAGCCGCUUUCCCUGCCACUCGUACUGCCGGAAAUAUUGCCGGGCGACAACUGAGCGAGAGGGCUGAAUGUAAA